AUGCGUGCAGGGCAACAGCGAGAAGCAGAGCAGGGGCAGCAACAGGCGGCAACGGGCAGCACAGGCUCGGGCAGCAACGGUCGGCAACGGGCAGCACACGCACGGGCAGCAACGGGAGGCGACGGGCAGCACAAGCACAGGCAGCAACGGGCGGCAACAGGCAGCACAGGCACGGGCAGCAACGGGCGGCAACGGGCAGCACAGGCACGGGCAGCAACGGGCGGCAACGGGCAGCACAGGCACGGGCAGCAACAGGCGGCAACGGGCAGCACAGGCACAGGCAGCAACGGGCGGCAACAGGCAGCACAGGCACGGGCAGCAACGGGCGGCAACGGGCAGCACAGGUACGGGCAGCAACAGGCAGCAACGGGCAGCACAGGCACGGGCAGCAACGGGCGGCAACGGGCAGCACAGGCACGGGCAGCAACGGGCGGCAACGGGCAGCACAGGCACGGGCAGCAACGGGCGGCAACGGGCAGCACAGGCACGGGCAGCAACGGCCGGCAACGGGCAGCACAGGCACGGGCAGCAACGGGCGGCAACAGGCAGCACAGGCACGGGCAGCAACGGGCGGCAACAGGCAGCACAGGCACGGGCAGCAACGCGCGGCAACGGGCAGCACAGGCACGGGCAGCAACGGGCGGCACGGGCAGCACAGGCAUGGGCAGCAACGGGCGGCAACAGGCGGCACAGGCACGGGCAGCAACGGGCGGCAACGGGCAGCACAGGCACGGGCAGCAACGGGCGGCAACGGGCAGCACAGGCACGGGCAGCAACGGGCGGCAACGGGCAGCACAGGCACGGGCAGCAACAGGCGGCAACGGGCAGCACAGGCACGGGCAGCAACAGGCAGCACAGGGAGGCAGCCGCUUAGUAGCCUAG
Molecule: messenger RNA, 882 nt
Organism: Closterium sp. Naga37s-1
Lineage: Eukaryota; Viridiplantae; Streptophyta; Zygnematophyceae; Desmidiales; Closteriaceae
Source: the annotation of a GenBank genome assembly